AUGCACAACAUAUCCAUGCAUGUCCCCCCUAUAUCACUGCAAAAGCAGGUUGCAACGGUGAAACAAUUCCUAAAAACUCAUACAUAUAGAUAUGCACCAACAGAGGCACAAACAUGGACAGAGCCUCCUGUUUCCGCCCUUGCAAUUGGCGUAAAUAAUUUUUUUUUAAUUAUUUCCCGAUUUGUAUUUCAGGGUCACCGAUUUUUUUUUUCUUUUCCACAUCAGUUUACAGUCAUUCCAGUUGCAAACUCCGAUGCACGGGAUUUGACUUGUCCCACACUCUACCCGCUAAUUGCCUCAAUUGUAUGCUCUUUAGUACAAGAAAAGGCAUGUGUGUAUGUCUUUCCCUUCCUCUAUGUUGAGCAUGAGGAGAGAAUAUGUAGGGCAAAGCAGCGAUUUGAAAGGGUGGGGUCCUUCUUUCCUGCAUUGUGCAUUAUGAAUUGCGCAAUGCGCACUGUGUAA
Pichia kudriavzevii is the source of this 462-nucleotide messenger RNA. RefSeq lists its product as uncharacterized. Lineage: Eukaryota; Fungi; Ascomycota; Pichiomycetes; Pichiales; Pichiaceae. The transcript has a single exon. The coding region runs from base 1 to 462 and encodes 153 amino acids. The record is from RefSeq and is a predicted model, not a curated record.